Molecule: messenger RNA, 1095 nt
Organism: Cynara cardunculus var. scolymus (artichoke)
Lineage: Eukaryota; Viridiplantae; Streptophyta; Magnoliopsida; Asterales; Asteraceae
Product: extradiol ring-cleavage dioxygenase
Exons: 2
Coding region: 74-880 (268 amino acids)
Molecular function (GO): ferrous iron binding; oxidoreductase activity, acting on single donors with incorporation of molecular oxygen; zinc ion binding
Source: RefSeq, a predicted model, not a curated record
UGAUCCCAAUUUGUAUAUAAACACCACCAACCCCCAAUUCAUCCCAUAGUUUUUCCUGCAAAUCAACAUAAUUAUGGCGAUGAAGAUUCAAGACACCUUUUACAUCUCCCAUGGAUCACCGACCUUGUCCAUCGACGAGACCAUGCCGGCCAGGCAUUUCUUGCAAUCCUUUCAACAAAAGGUCUAUGCUCCCCGUCCUUCUUCCAUCCUUGUCAUCUCCGGCCACUGGGAGACUACUUAUCCAACACUCAACGUUGUCUCCGAUGGCCCCUCCGACACCAUUUACGAUUUCUAUGGUUUCCCUAAAUCCAUGUACCAGCUCAAGUACCCGGCACCUGGAGCUCCAAAACUGGCAAAUCGGGUCAAGGAACUGCUCAUGUCAUCCGGGUUCAAGAGAGUUGAUCAGGAGAAGAACCGGGGGCUGGACCAUGGUGCAUGGGUCCCACUAAUGCUUAUGUAUCCGGAGGCUGAUAUUCCGGUGUGCCAACUAUCUGUCCAGACAGACCAAGAUGCCACGUACCAUUACAACAUGGGUAAGGCGUUGGCACCCCUCAAGGACGAAGGGGUGCUCAUAAUUGGUUCAGGUGCGACCACCCACAACCUGAAGAUGCUCCGCAACACCACUUCGGUGCAACCAUGGGCUCAAGAGUUUGAUAUGUGGCUAAAACAAGCACUGCUUGAAGGAAGGUAUGAAGAUGUGAAGGAGUACAAGGAGAAGGCUCCACAUGCGACUGUUGCACAUCCAUGGCCCGACCAUUUCUACCCGUUGCAUGUUGCCAUGGGUGCAUCGGGUCAGGAUUCGAAAGCCGAACUCAUCCACCAUAGCUGGGGUUUGUCGUCUCUUUCAUAUGCAUCAUAUAGAUUCAAAACGAUAGCUUAGCUGUCGAGUGUGUGCCUUGUUUUAUGAAUGAUCGAUAUGCAUCCUCGUUUGACAAUUAGUCUCGAAUCCACGGUCGAUAUGUCGUCAAUUUGAUUGUGAAUACGAUGUUGUACUUUAUUUGGUUUUAUUUUUCUUUUCGAAUAAUAUUGUUUGUAUGAUUCUCGUAAAUUUGUAAUGAAUUUUUUUAGUGAAAAACAUCAAAUUUGAAGUUUGAA